CUAACUUGACGGCGCGGAGACUUCUGGGAAAUAGAGUCCUGGCCCAGAGCCGGCUCCUCGGUCCCAGUGGCUUCGGGAGGCGGAGCGGAGGGAUCCGAGAGAGGAGCGCGCCGCAGGAGCAGCCCCCGGACCGGAGCCUCGGGAGCCCGGGGCCGGUCAGCUAGUCCCGACGGGGUGGGUGUUGCGUCUGCGGGCCUGCAGGCGGUUGUGGACCCUGCGGCCGUUGGAGAGCGGGACUUGGGGUAGCCCGCCCCGGGCCCCGCGGGAGAGCGACCGGGAGGGUUUGACCGCUUCCCCGAGGUGGAUGGGCCGGGCUGGAGGGCAGGGCCGGGAGCUCCGGAUGGGGCUCCCCUGGGACUUGUGAGCACCCGGUGUCCUGGGGGAGCAGGGGCCGUAGGCUCGGCCGGGACGUGGCGCGUCCACCCCUCCGUCCAACCGCGAUCCUCCUGGUCUUCCUCCUCCUGUCGCCGUCUCGGCAUCUCGCACGUGUCUCUCAAAGCGCGUUAGCACCUUGGUUGUGUAAGCUAAGCGUCCGCUGCCCCCCUGGGUUGUGCCCUGUGGAGUCGCGCAGUGUAGUUACUGCAGGAUGAGUCUGCAAGGCUUCUGUCCUGCUGCCUCGCUUGAGGAAGGAAGAGAUUGGGCCUGAGAAGGGAGGUGACUUGUCCCAGAUCCUCACCGGGUGUGCACGUGGGGUCGCUACCAGGACUCCAAACUCCUAGGGCAGGUGUUCUGUCCACUUAAAGUCAGUUUCAUAAUAAAACAGUCAUAAGUGCAGCGGUAACCAAAUUGAGUCAGAUGAUUUACAAACAGUGCGGUGCCUUGAUGCACGUUUAUCCCACUUUUGAGAGCUUACAUUCUCCCUUACUGUGGAAUCUUUGAUUUUAAUCAAUUUAAAGAGACAAUAAGAAAAUACUUAAGUAGUGUCACAGGGAAAUUUUUUUAUUUGCAUUUUUAAUUUAACUCUUUGAAACAGUCGUUCAUAUUCACCAAUAAGAGUAACUUGAUCGUGUUGGUGUUGGAAAGGUACAGGUGUGUGUUUCUCUUGUAGGACCCUUUUAGCCUCUUGAAUGUUCAUAGGGUGUCAUUUUAUUGGACUUUCUUUGAUGGUCCUGAUGCAGGAGGUUCCUGCCUGGGCAGGUCAGGUUACUCAGCACUUCAGUUACUUGCUUCCCUUCCUCUAGGUCCACCGUUUACAGUCUACGAUUUUUCCAAGAGCAGCAGAAAAUGAAUGAAUCCCAGGGGCCAGUGUCAUUCACGGACGUGGCCGUGGACUUCACUCAGGAGGAGUGGCAGCAGCUGGACCCUGAUGAGAAGACAACCUACAGGGAUGUGAUGCUGGAGAACUACAGCCAUCUGGUCUCCGUGGGGUACGACAGCACCAAACCGAACGUGAUCCUCAAGUUGGAGCAGGGAGAGGAGCCUUGGGUAGCAGAUGGCGAGUUCCCACGGCAGUUUCACCCAGAAGAAGUCUGGAAAGUUGAUGACCUGAUGGAGAGAGCCCAAGAAAAUAAAGAUGAAUGUUCAAGGCAAGCUGUUUCUAUCAACAGCAGAACCCUGACUGAGGAGAGAGAGGUUGCAUUUGAUAAAACUUAUAACAUGGAAAUAAGCCUUGUUCCUUCAAACCUAAUGUCUCAUAAUUGUGUCUCAUGUGGAAAGACUUUGGGAUCUACUUCAGAAUUAAUUAUUAGUGAUGGAAGCUAUGCAAGAGAGAAACCUGAUGAGUGUAGUGAAUGUGGGAAAACAUUUCAUGGAGAGAAACUCUAUGAAUUUCAUCAAAAUGGGGAAGCCUUUUCUCAAAAUGAAGAAAGUAUUCAGAAAAUUAGUAUUUUGGAGAAACCCUUUGAAUAUAAUGAAUGCACAGAAGCCUUAGACAAUGAAGCUGUUUUCAUUACUCAUAAGAGAGCUUAUAUGGGGGAGAAGCCCUAUGAUUGGAAUGAUUCUGGAUCAGACUUCAUCCAGAUGUCAAGUUUUAAUGUAUACCAGAGAUCACAGAUGGAAUUGAAGCCCUUUGAAUGCAGUGAGUGUGGGAAAUCCUUCUGUAAAAAGUCAAAAUUCAUUAUACACCAGAGGGCUCACACAGGAGAGAAACCUUACGAAUGUAACGUAUGUGGGAAAUCCUUCAGCCAAAAAGGAACCCUCACCGUACAUCGGAGAUCACACUUAGAGGAGAAGCCCUAUAAAUGCAAUGAGUGUGGAAAAACCUUCUGUCAGAAGUUACACCUCACUCAACACCUGAGGACUCACUCAGGAGAGAAACCCUAUGAAUGUAAUGAAUGUGGGAAAACCUUCUGCCAAAAGACACAUCUCACCUUACACCAGAGAAACCAUUCAGGAGAGAGACCGUAUCCAUGUAACGAAUGUGGCAAAUCCUUCUCCCGCAAGUCAGCCCUCAGUGACCAUCAGAGAACGCACACGGGAGAGAAACUUUAUAAGUGUAAUGAAUGUGGGAAAUCCUAUUACCGAAAAUCCACCCUUAUUACACAUCAGAGAACACACACAGGAGAGAAACCCUAUCAGUGUAGUGAAUGUGGGAAAUUUUUUUCUCGGGUGUCAUACCUCACUAUCCAUUACAGAAGUCAUUUAGAAGAGAAGCCCUAUGAAUGCAAUGAAUGUGGCAAAACCUUCAAUCUAAACUCAGCCUUCAUUAGACAUCGGAAAGUACACACAGAUGAGAAACCCCACGAAUGUAGUGAGUGUGGAAAGUUCUCAUAUCUCACCAACCAUCACACAACUCACUUAGGAGAGAAGCCCUAUGAAUGUAGUGAAUGUGGGAAAACCUUACUUGAAAAUUCAGCCUUCGAUGGGCACCAGUCACUUCCCAAAGGGGAAAAGUCCUAUGAAUGUAACAUAUGCGGGAAAUUGUUCUCUGAGCUGUCAUACUAUACUAUACAUUAUAGAAGUCAUUCAGAAGAGAAGCCCUACGGAUGUAACGAAUGUGGGAAAACCUUCUCCCAUAACUCAUCCCUCUUUAGACAUCAAAGAGUCCACACAGGAGAGAAACCCUAUGAGUGUUAUGAAUGUGGGAAGUUCUUCUCUCAGAAGUCUUACCUCACUAUACAUCAUAGAAUUCAUUCAGGAGAGAAGCCCUAUGAAUGUAGUAAGUGCGGGAAAGUUUUCUCUCGGAUGUCAAACCUCACCGUACACUAUAGAAGCCAUUCAGGAGAGAAGCCCUAUGAAUGUAACGAAUGUGGGAAAGUCUUUUCUCAGAAGUCAUACCUCACUGUGCAUUAUAGAACUCAUUCAGGAGAGAAGCCCUAUGAAUGUAACGAAUGUGGGAAAAAGUUCCACCACAGGUCAGCCUUCAAUAGCCAUCAGAGAAUUCACAGGAGAGAGAAUAUGAACGUACUUGACAUGGGAAUGCUCCUCUGAAGUCAGAUCUCACUUUAGAAAACCCUCUGCACAUAAUGAGUAUGGGAAGUCAGUUGGGAGUCAGAUAUCACUGAGAGUUCAUGUUUCUGAAUGAGGAAAAGCAUUUAGAUGUUAGAUUUAUUCUAAUCUGAAUUUUCAUAGAGAAGAAUCCCUAAAACUGCAACAAGAAGCAAAGCCUUCAGCAAGACCCUACAACUCAUUGGACACUAGACAGUUUAUACAAGAGUGAAACUCUAUAAAUAUUUAAUAUUUAUUUUGGAUUCCAAUUAUAUUCACAUAUCAGGGAAUCAUACCAAGGUGAAACCUGUCAAAGUGAUGAAUGUGGAAAAUACAUUGUCAUGGAAAUUGUUAUACUAAAAGCCAUAUUUCUGAUAUAAAAUCAGAUGUUUUAAGGAAUGAUAUCAGAAGCUAUCAGCUCUGAAUAAACCUUCAUUGCAGAAAAUGAAA
Messenger RNA from Delphinapterus leucas (beluga whale), 3816 nucleotides. The record is from RefSeq and is a predicted model, not a curated record. NCBI's taxonomy places the organism in Eukaryota, Metazoa, Chordata, Mammalia, Artiodactyla, Monodontidae.